Syngnathoides biaculeatus (alligator pipefish) is the source of this 2566-nucleotide messenger RNA. It is a transcript of the gene ilvbl, whose product is annotated as ilvB (bacterial acetolactate synthase)-like. NCBI's taxonomy places the organism in Eukaryota, Metazoa, Chordata, Actinopteri, Syngnathiformes, Syngnathidae. Gene Ontology annotation, cellular component: acetolactate synthase complex. The transcript is spliced from 14 exons. Gene Ontology annotation, molecular function: flavin adenine dinucleotide binding; magnesium ion binding; thiamine pyrophosphate binding. The coding region runs from base 272 to 2140 and encodes 622 amino acids. The record is from RefSeq and is a predicted model, not a curated record. Gene Ontology annotation, biological process: L-valine biosynthetic process.
UUGCACGUCUAGCUAGCGGGUCAUCUAAAUAUGAAUGCAUGUGUCGCUGUCAACAAAAGAAUCCGCUGCACUUUCUUAACCUUUUUCUACCUUAAGUCAUGUUGCGUUCCCUAAUUCGGUAGUCGGUGCACAAGAAUGCCACGACCUUGAGCGUGUAGCGCGGAACAACUUAGCCUAGCCCGCACAGAUGAGAUUUUGGACUUCUGUCUUUUGUUUGUUAAAAUAACCUCAUUCCGUUUUCGGAUCUCCCCUCGUUCCCCUUUUCCUUAGCAUGGAGUCGUUUGAGGUCAUUCUCGGAUGUUCUACGUGUCUCGCUGUAGGCGGAAUUGUGUUUGCUGCCUACCGAUUUGGAUUGCUCUAUCAGUUUUUCCACAAGACUGAGACGAACAGCCCCCGGCACGGCGGCGAAAGUGUGGCGGAGGUCCUGCGUGCCCACGGGAUUAAGUAUGUCUUCACUCUCGUUGGUGGACACAUCUCGCCCAUCCUGGUGGCCUGUGAGAAAGUGGGAAUCCGGAUCGUGGACACCAGGCACGAGGCCACGGCCGUCUUUGCUGCCGAUGCCGUGGCGCGGCUUUCAGGUACUGUUGGUGUAGCUGCAGUGACGGCAGGCCCAGGUCUCACUAACACUGUGACAGCAGUCAAGAACGCUCAAAUGGCGGAAUCACCGUUGUUGCUCAUGGGAGGGGCUGCUGGUACACUACUACAGGGCAGAGGAGCGCUGCAAGACAUUGACCAAAUGUCUCUGUUCAAGCCUCUGUGUAAGUUCUGUGCCUCCAUCAGAACCGUCCGAGAAAUCGUGCCUGUUUUGAGAAAGGCGCUGGCCGUCGCCCAGUCUGGAACCCCCGGGCCCGUUUUUAUAGAAUUCCCCAUCGACACUCUAUACCCUUUCCAUCUGGUGUCCAGAGAGUUUGCUGUUAAAAACCCUCCCAAAGGCCUGAUGGGUAGAAUCAUCUCAUGGUACCUUAACAACCAUCUCAUGAACAUAUUUGCUGGUGCCUGGGAGAGGAGAGACAUUUCACCUCUUCCUGUUGACAUCCCACAAGCCACAGACAAUCAGGUACAAAAGUGUAUUGAACUGGUGAGUCGCGCCAAGAAACCCGUUAUCCUCCUUGGAAGCCAAGCCACACUACCACCGACACCGGUUGAUGAGAUCAGGAGCGCUUUGGAGGACUUGGGCAUCCCUUGCUUCCUUGGGGGCAUGUCCCGAGGCAUGCUGGGUAAAGACAGCCCAUUCCACAUUAGACAAAACAGACGCGAUGCUUUGAAGGAGGCCGACGUGGUAAUCCUUGCAGGCACAGUGUGCGAUUUCCGUCUGGGCUAUGGGAAAGUUCUGAACAGACGGAGCAAAAUCAUCGCUGUCAACAGAGACAGGAAGCAGCUGUUGAAAAACUCGGAUAUGUUCUGGAAACCAACUGUAGCCAUUCAAGGUGACGCUGGUUCACUUUUAGUGAGGCUUUCCAAGGGCUUAAAAGGUUAUCGCUGUCCAGAAGAGUGGCCUCAAAGCCUCAAAGCAGGAGAUGUGACCAAAGAAAACAUAAAUAGGGCCAAAGCCAAUGAGAAGACAGAGCACCAUUUGAACCCCUUGAAAAUUCUCCACAUUUUGGACGAGCAGAUGUCAGAAGACAGCAUCAUUGUAGCAGAUGGCGGCGAUUUCGUAGGAAGCGCUGCUUAUAUCUUGAGGCCACGUGGACCCUUGCGCUGGCUGGAUCCAGGGGCCUUCGGGACGCUGGGAGUGGGAGGAGGAUUUGCGCUCGGUGCAAAACUGUGCCGGCCUGAGUCAGAGGUGUGGAUUGUCUAUGGUGACGGUUCCCUAGGUUACAGCGUUGCAGAGUUUGACACGUUCACGCGACAUAAGACACCAGUUAUUGCCGUUGUGGGAAAUGAUGCAUGCUGGAGUCAGAUUUCCAGAGAACAGGUUCCCAUUCUGGGUAGCAAUGUGGCGUGUGGUCUGGCAUUUACAGAUUAUCACACGGUGGCCGACGGUUACGGCGGCAAGGGCUACCUUAUAAGGCGCGAGGACGAGGAGCGACUCGGCAGCAUCAUCCGCGAAGCUCGGAAGGAGAGCCAGAAGGGCAAAGCAGCACUUCUCAACGUCCUGAUUGGAAAAACCAACUUUCGAGAGGGCUCCAUCUCCGUAUAAUGCUAAAAUGCCCAAAGCAUUGAAAGCAUGCACCCGUUUAUUCCCCUACUAUCAUUGUAGAGUACAAAAUAUACGAUAAAAUGUAUCCCAAAGCCUUAAUAAUACACUUCGCCAUGUUCUGCUUCUAGGGUUGAUUUUCUCUCCUAAUCGUAAUUGUUGCACUUCAAUAAGGACACUUAAGAGGUUAGAAAUAUGAAUUUUGCUGAGGGGACUUCACCUCUUUUGACUGGAUCAUUAAUAUUUACAGCGUGUUUGUUAAACCACACACACAUCUUGCAAAUAAUUGCUUGCCUUUGGUGAUCAGAUGCAACCGCAAUGCCUUUAAUCCUGUUAUCAAAUUAACAUGGAGCCUUUGUUGUUUUUGAAAGCCUGUAAUAUUCUUUAACUGAAGAAAUGGAAUUUUGAAAAAACAAUAUUUUGAAAGUU